UCUUCAAUUGCACUUUCUUCCUUUCGCCAAACACAAUCUCUUAAAAGUACCACACGACCAAAACUUUCCAAUACAUUUUAGCUUAUUUAAGUUUCCAUCAAAUUAAUUGACCAGACGAGGAAAGCAUUGGUGUACCACACAAGGACCUACUUCCACCUAUUGACUUGGCCUCAAUAUAUCAUCCUAGCUCACGAGGUCACAAUUACUUCCCAUUCUACCGAUACUACAGCAGAAUUUAGAGAUGGCUUCAAAAUCAAUAGUUCUCCCACCUUUAGUUCCAUAUCCCAAACUAUCAUGGAGGUCAAAUAUGCUACCGGGAGAGUGGGAAGCUUGCUUAGAUGCCUGGAUAUCUCUGACUGAAGCACAUCUAUCAAUACCAUCUCCAGAUUUCGUACGAAUAUCAGCAAAAGAUGAAUCCCUACCGGACUUCCUGGCAUCCUACUUUGCCGAAACAGCUCUAUCACAUGACGAAAACUCGUUAGCCAAUCCCUCAAAGACCAAGCAACUUCGCAAGCAAGCAUAUCUUCUGUUCUAUAGGCUGGUUGGCGUUGACAAGUCACCUGAAUCGUUACUGCGAUGGGAAGUUCUCGCAGAUGUAUGUAAAGUUUAUGGGAAGGAGAAGGGCAACAAAGUCACAACAUUGGUAUGGAGCAAGCACUCUUCAGUAAUCGAGGGCUCGCUGGGCAGUCUCAAGAGCUUGUUGACAGAAGAACUGGAUGCUGGGAUUAAGGGAGAUCUCAAAGGUUCGGAAAUACAACUGAGACGAUUAAAUCAACUGUUACACGCUUCUCCUGAAGCAGCUUCGUUCUUCAUGGCUGGGGAUGAUUUCGUGGAUGCUCUUAUAAGUUGUUACAAGCUCAUGAAUCCACCACUACGAAAGAUCAUCAUCUCUACUAUCUAUCUCUGUAUUAUUGGGCUUACAGAAAGCCCCAAACCAAGAUUUUCAUCACUAGUCGACCGACUUUAUUCCUUGAGUGCUGCGGCUGAAGCACAUAAGAAAGGUCCAACUAAUGUGAAUGACUCGUUGGUUGCAGAGUUGGUCACAGUAACACCUGUGUUGAAGCAACUUCAACAAAGAAUCGAUGCUAGUGGCUCGGGGUCGAGCAGAGCAAAGUCUGUGAUUGCUACUUUACAAGGCUUUCGUAAACCUGGGGGUAGCGGCAGGCCUGUACGCCUUUUCAAGAAGAAACCUAACAAAGGCAAGGGAUUGGUCGACACUGAUGAUCAUGAAAAUAGUAGUGUACACGUUCAUCAGAUGAGUCUCAUAUCACAAGUUCAGGAUUUGUUCCCAGAUCUUGGAUCAGGCUUUAUUGUGAAAUUACUUGAAGAAUAUAAUGAUAAUACGGAGGAAGUCAUAUCUCAUCUUCUGGACGGAUCCCUUCCACCAAGUUUAAAUAAUGCUGAUCGACAUGAGGAUUUCGAACUACCCAACGAACCAUCUUCAAGUCACAACGACCUAGUACCUCAUUCAACUCCCCCGCAACUUCCUACUCGCCGCAAUAUCUUUGAUGAUGACGAACUUGACCAGCUCACGGUUGAUGCAUCUCGCCUGCAUUUCGGACGUCGCAACCCCGAUCAAACCGCCGAUGAUGUGCUCCAAGAUCGCUCCACCGCUCCCAAUAAAGCCGCAAUUCUCUCCGCACUUGCUGCUUUUGAUUCUGACGAUGAUGAAAGAGACGACACAUAUGAUGUAGCCGAUGUCGGCGGAACAGUUGAUUCUGCCAACCCCGAAGAAUCCAACCCUGACAACAACUCACAACAGAGUGCACAUGACGAAACUCUCUUCCGUGCCUACAAGUCGUCACCAAGCAUUUUUGCUAGGGAUGCAACCACUCGUAGAAGCAAAGAAAGAGCAGCUAUAAGACAAGAUACAGGCAUGACGGACGAAGCACUCGAGGGGUGGGCAGUCAUGCUUUCUCGUGACCCUAGGCAAAUGCGACGACUUGAAACUCGAUUCGCCACGUUCAAAGGAGAACAAACAAGUUUGGAGAGUACGUCGUGGAAAGCUGUUGAGGGAGAGGAAGAUGGGAAUGGAAAUGGCAAUAGGGGUAGAGGAGGCAAGAUUAGAGGACCGGGUAGAGGUGGGAGAGGUGGCGGAGGAAGAGGAAGAGGCAAUGGAAACGUGGCGGGUACGAGUGGUGAUAAGGAGACUGACGUCGCUAGACAGAGGAAAGAAGCGAAUAAGGGAUCGAGAGCUAACCAUAAUCGUAGGGAGGGGAGAGCGAGAAAAAUGGCUAGGGGAGGAUUUCCGGGGUAGUGGAAAAAACCUUCAAUUAUGGUAAGGUUGAAUCGAAGAAAGUGAAAAGCGUAGAUACCUUUAGAUUAAUCUCGAUACCAUCGACUUGUUAAUCAUCAUCCACAUACUUGCCAUGGUUCUAUAGCACGUGCCUUACUCAAAUAGGACGACUUUCGUAAUUCGGGGAAAGGUCAAGAUCUUGAACGAGGGGCGUGGAAGUGAAGCGAGACCGUGGAGGUUGAGGAUUGGGAGGCCGUGAGAGCGUAGUAGAUUAGGACAGGAUACGAAGUAUGAUGAUAAUGAAAUGUGUUUACGUAAAGUAUGAGUAGAAGAGCAAGAAGUAGUA
Messenger RNA from Botrytis deweyae, 2582 nucleotides. RefSeq lists its product as uncharacterized. Lineage: Eukaryota; Fungi; Ascomycota; Leotiomycetes; Helotiales; Sclerotiniaceae. The record is from RefSeq and is a predicted model, not a curated record. The coding region runs from base 242 to 2257 and encodes 671 amino acids. Gene Ontology annotation, molecular function: ubiquitin binding. The transcript has 2 exons.